Messenger RNA from Monoraphidium neglectum, 924 nucleotides. RefSeq names its product serine O-acetyltransferase. The coding region runs from base 1 to 924 and encodes 307 amino acids. The record is from RefSeq and is a predicted model, not a curated record. Gene Ontology annotation, cellular component: cytosol; cytoplasm. The transcript has 3 exons. NCBI's taxonomy places the organism in Eukaryota, Viridiplantae, Chlorophyta, Chlorophyceae, Sphaeropleales, Selenastraceae. Gene Ontology annotation, molecular function: L-serine O-acetyltransferase activity.
AUGGCCAUUGAGGCGCCCACGCAGGCUCCUCAGCAGCAGCGGCAGAAGACACGGGAGCAGCAGAGACAGCCGCCGUGCGCGAAAGCAGCCUACCACCCGUCCGAGGGCUGGCGGACGCAGCCGCAUCACCUUAGCAAGGAGCAGCUGUGGGAGAGGAUCCGGCAGGAGUGCAAGCGUGAUGCGGAUGACGAGCCCACCCUGGCCAGCUUCCUUUACAGCAGCAUCCUGGCCCACAAGAGCUUGGAGCAGGCGCUGGCCUUUGUCCUGGCCAACAAGCUGGCCAGCCCCACCCUCUACAGCACCCAGCUCAAGCAGAUUGCGGAGGACGUGUACAGGGAGGACCCCUCGGUCAUGGAGGCGGCCAUGGCGGACCUGCACGCCGUGCUGGACCGCGACCCGGCCUGCGACCGCUACACCCAGGCGCUGCUGCACUUCAAGGGCUACCAGGCCGUGCAGUCGCACCGCAUCGCGCACCACCUGUGGCUCCGCGGGCGGCGCGCACUUGCGCUGAUGCUGCAGUCGCGGAUCAGCGAGGCGUUCCACGUCGACAUCCAUCCCGCGGCGCGGGUCGGGCGCGGCAUACUGCUCGACCACGCGACGGGCGUGGUCAUCGGCGAGACCGCCGCCAUCGGGGACAACGUGUCGAUGCUGCACCACGUCACACUGGGCGGCAGCGGCAUCGGCAGUGGCGUGCGCCACCCGCAGGUCGGGCACGGCGUGCUGCUGGGCGCGGGCGUCACCGUGCUGGGGCCGGUGACGCUGGGCCCUGGCGCCAAGGUGGGCGCGGGCAGCGUCGUGGUGACAGACCUGGAGCCGCACAGCGUCGCCGUCGGCGUGCCGGCGCGCGUCAUCAAGCGCGCCGCGGAGUCUGAGCCCUGCGAUGAUAUGGACCAGAUCGGGUUUCUGCUGGACUAUGUGAUCUGA